UCGCUAGUUGUCACGGUAAACACCACCACUAUUUCUGGCAUCGGCAAUUAUUUCCCCAAGUUUAUAUUAUUUUUCGCUCUCCGAAUUGCUUGUGCCGUGCCGCUCCUGCGAUAUGUGCUGACCCGAGGAGCGACGACUGGCAAAUCGGUGGCGGAUUUUCGAUUUGGACAAGCCAAAACCAAAACCGAAACCGAAACCAAUCGCAGUUUCCCAGUCGCGUCCGCUGCUGCUAUGUGUGUGUGUGUGCGUGCCCGCCCGUGUCCGUGCAAGUGUGUGUGCGAGUGAGAUCGGAUCGGAUCGGGAAGAGAAGUUGUUGUUUUUUGUUUUACUGUUUUUGUUGUUGUUGUUGCUGCUGGAGUUGCCGUUGCCAUCGUUUGUUGUUUGUGCAUUUUCCCCUCGACGGGCAACGCAACAAAAAAAAAAUAAAUAAAAAGGAAGAAAGAGCAAGAAGAAGAAGCAGCAGCAGCAGCAGCUGAAGAAAAGGGCGCAAAUUUGGAGCAGGGAAACGGGAAAAAGAUGUUCUCGAAGAAGAAAAAGAAACCGCUGAUCUCGAUGCCCAGCAACUUUGAGCAUCGCGUGCACACGGGCUUCGAUAAGAGGGAGAACAAAUAUGUGGGCCUGCCCCUACAGUGGGCCUCCAUUGUGGGCAACAACCAGAUCCUCAAGUCCUCCAACCGCCCGCUGCCGCUCGUCGAUCCCUCGGAGAUCACGCCCACCGAGAUCCUGGACCUCAAGACGAUCGUGCGUCCGCAUCACAACAACAACAAGGCGGACACCACGUCGCUGAACAGCAGCAGCACCAUGAUGAUGGGCGGCGCACCGCUGAAUCAUCCCGGUUCGCAUCCCCUGAUGGGCCAAGGAGUCGGCGGCGGCGGCGGCAUGAUGAUGCCACCGGAAGCGGGCGGCGGCGGCGGUGGGAUAAUCCUGCCCAAGACCUCGCAUGUGGCCAGGUCCAAUUCGCUGAGGAGCUCCAGUCCGCCGCGAGUGCGCCGGGUGGCCAAUGUGCCGCCUUCGGUGCCGGAGGAGGAGGCUCCUCCCACGGCCGGAGGAUCAGGAGGCGGUGGCUUCAAGCCGCUGCUCUACAACAGUCAGCAUGCGCAGGCCAAUGGAGCCACUGGACCGCUGGCCGUGCGCACGGAUCAGCAGCAGUACCGCAGCAAUCUGGCCAUUCCGCCAACCGGCGGCGGUGGCGGUGGCUCCAUUCCCCAGCAGACUUCGCCGGUGGGCUCGGUGGCCAGCGGCACGCGAUCCAAUCACUCGCACACGAACAAUGGCAACAGCUAUCCUCCCAUGUAUCCCACAAACCAUCAGCAGCAGCAGCAGCAGCAGGCCAAACAGGGCGGCGAUCAGAACCAAAACCCCCUGCAUCCACAUGCCCAUCCGCCGCACACGCAUCCGCAUCCGCAUCCCCACCAGCACCUGGCCAAGUCGGCCUCGCGGGCCUCCAGUUCCAGUGGAGGAGCCAGCAGUGCGGCCCAGCAGGCGGCCGGGCAGCCAAAGCAGGACCAGCGACUCACCCACGAACAGUUCCGUGCUGCCCUCCAGAUGGUCGUCUCGGCGGGAGAUCCGCGCGAGAAUCUCGACCACUUCAAUAAGAUUGGCGAGGGCUCCACGGGCACUGUGUGCAUUGCCACGGACAAGUCGACAGGUCGCCAGGUGGCCGUCAAAAAGAUGGACCUGCGCAAACAGCAGCGACGCGAGCUGCUCUUCAACGAGGUGGUCAUCAUGCGCGACUACCAUCAUCCCAAUAUCGUGGAGACAUACUCCAGCUUUCUGGUCAACGACGAGCUGUGGGUGGUGAUGGAGUACCUCGAGGGCGGCGCCCUCACCGACAUUGUCACCCAUUCGCGGAUGGACGAGGAGCAGAUAGCCACCGUCUGCAAGCAGUGCUUGAAGGCUCUGGCCUAUUUGCACUCACAGGGCGUCAUCCAUCGCGACAUCAAGUCGGACUCCAUACUGCUGGCCGCCGAUGGACGGGUGAAGCUGUCGGACUUUGGAUUCUGCGCCCAGGUGUCCCAGGAGCUGCCGAAGCGCAAGAGUCUGGUGGGCACGCCAUAUUGGAUGUCGCCGGAGGUCAUUUCACGCCUGCCCUAUGGCCCCGAGGUGGACAUCUGGUCGCUGGGCAUCAUGGUCAUCGAGAUGGUGGACGGCGAGCCGCCGUUCUUCAACGAGCCGCCGCUGCAGGCGAUGCGCCGCAUCCGGGACAUGCAGCCGCCGAACCUGAAGAACGCCCACAAGGUCUCGCCGCGCCUGCAGUCCUUCCUCGACCGGAUGCUGGUGCGGGAUCCGGCGCAGCGAGCGACGGCCGCCGAGCUGCUGGCCCAUCCCUUCCUGCGGCAGGCGGGGCCGCCGUCGCUGCUGGUGCCGCUGAUGCGCAAUGCGCGACACCAUCCAUAGAAUGGGCCAACCCAACCAUCAUUAUCAAAUUCUAGUAUUAACAUUCAGUUUGGCAACUGUACUUAUAUACCCGAAAAUCCCUCGAAACGUUGUAAAGUCAUUUAAGCCCAGCACACCCGCAUUUUAGCCACUAAUUCUAUCACACUACCACUUACAUACGUUCCGGAAGAGAAUGCAAUGUGCCUUUCACCCGCCUCAAAAACAGAAAAACAGAGAUCGAGUUCAGAAAUCGAUAUAGCAUUUAUCUGGCCGAGGAUCAUCAUUUAUAUAUAUAUAAUAACUUCAGCAUUUUGCUCUCUCCCCUCUUGUCAAUAUUAAUUUGUGUGUGCGUGUGUUUGAUUUUUUUUAACAAGCCCAUAAACAUUGUUCGAAUAUAUACAUAUACGCUAAGAGAUAUAAUGUUAAAGAACUAUACAUAUAUAUAUAUAUACACAUAUAUUUUUUAUAAAAACAAAACCUAAAACCUAAGCAAAGCGAAACAACGAAGGUGUGAAUCGAAUCGAAAAGAGACGGAAGCGUGAAAACGCCGCAAAACGAAAGAGAAAGAAGGAGAAAGAGAUGGAUGGAGAAGCAUAUUACAUCUUUUUGGACAUAUAUUUUUAAAAAACAUUUACACCAUUGGCCACGUUAAUGCAUGAAAUGCCAACUCUCCUCUCCAGACAUUUAAAUAUAUUUAAACACAUUCCCGAUUUCGAAAAUAUUUUAAAUCUUUUAGCUUACAUUCUUUGUUCUGUUUUUUGAUUUAACCCG
Molecule: messenger RNA, 3147 nt
Organism: Drosophila takahashii
Lineage: Eukaryota; Metazoa; Arthropoda; Insecta; Diptera; Drosophilidae
Gene: mbt
Product: serine/threonine-protein kinase PAK mbt
Biological process (GO): protein phosphorylation; intracellular signal transduction; regulation of MAPK cascade
Cellular component (GO): cytoplasm
Molecular function (GO): protein serine/threonine kinase activity; ATP binding
Source: RefSeq, a predicted model, not a curated record